UGUGCCCUGUGGAAGGACAACGCCUGCUGCACCGCCAACACCAGUUUGGAAGCCCACCAAGACCAGUCCUACCUGUACAACUUCAACUGGGACCACUGCGGGGUGAUGCCGCCCAAGUGCAAGCGCCACUUCAUCCAGGACACGUGUCUCUACGAGUGCUCCCCCAAUUUAGGGCCCUGGAUCGAUCAGUCGGACACGAGCUGGAGGAGGGAGCGCAUCCUGCACGUGCCGCUGUGCCGGGAGGACUGUGAGCAGUGGUGGGAGGACUGUCAGGAUGCUCUCACCUGCAAGGACAACUGGCACAAGGGCUGGAACUGGACCACAGGCACCAACCAGUGUCCGCGGGGCUCCCGGUGCGGGACGUUCCGCGCGGUGUUCGGCUCGGCGGCGGCUCUGUGCGAGCGCAUCUGGUCGGGCUCGUACCGCUCCAGCGCCUUCCACCGCGGCGGCGGCCGCUGCAUCCAGCUGUGGUUCGACCCGGCUCAGGGGAACCCCAACGUGGCCGUGGCUCGCUAUUACGCCUACAACGCAGCCCCCAGCCCCCCGAAACCCCCCUCCCGGAGCGGAGCGUUGGCGCUGCUGCCCCUCGCCCUCCUGGGCUUGUUCUGAGUGGGCACGAAGGGGAUGGGGUUGGGGUCCUGGGUAACCCCCCCCUGCCCGCCCCCCGGUGUGUGUCCCACGGUCUGGGAUGAAGGGGGCGGGGGAAUAAAGGCUCCUGUUGCA
Colius striatus (speckled mousebird) is the source of this 723-nucleotide messenger RNA. Its product is annotated as folate receptor alpha-like. The record is from RefSeq and is a predicted model, not a curated record. Lineage: Eukaryota; Metazoa; Chordata; Aves; Coliiformes; Coliidae. Gene Ontology annotation, cellular component: external side of plasma membrane. Gene Ontology annotation, molecular function: signaling receptor activity.